This is a messenger RNA of Zootoca vivipara (common lizard), 2134 nucleotides long. It is a transcript of the gene NFIX, whose product is annotated as nuclear factor I X. Gene Ontology annotation, molecular function: RNA polymerase II cis-regulatory region sequence-specific DNA binding; DNA-binding transcription factor activity, RNA polymerase II-specific. NCBI's taxonomy places the organism in Eukaryota, Metazoa, Chordata, Lepidosauria, Squamata, Lacertidae. The record is from RefSeq and is a predicted model, not a curated record. Gene Ontology annotation, cellular component: nucleus. Gene Ontology annotation, biological process: regulation of transcription by RNA polymerase II.
AGCAGCAAGAAGUCGAAGGAGCUCCGAGGCGGGGUUACAGACCAGCAUGGAGUAGAGCGAGAGGCAGCGCGAGAAGGAGCCGCCGCCGCCGCCACAGCUACAGAGAGAGAGAGAGAGACGCGAGAGCACCCAGCGCCGCCGCCCGAGCUAUGCCGCUGCUCGCCUUGUGAACACCCAGUCCCGCAAAAGCAAACCCCCCAAGUAACCAUGUACUCCCCAUACUGCCUGACCCAGGAUGAAUUCCACCCCUUCAUUGAAGCUCUUCUUCCUCAUGUCCGUGCGUUUUCUUACACAUGGUUCAACCUGCAAGCUCGGAAACGAAAGUACUUUAAGAAGCAUGAGAAGCGGAUGUCGAAGGAUGAGGAGCGCGCCGUGAAGGACGAAUUACUUGGUGAAAAGCCUGAGAUCAAGCAGAAAUGGGCAUCCCGGCUGCUGGCCAAGCUACGCAAGGACAUCCGCCCGGAAUUUCGCGAGGACUUCGUCUUGACCAUCACGGGCAAGAAAGCACCGUGUUGUGUCCUCUCCAACCCAGAUCAGAAGGGCAAAAUCCGCAGGAUUGACUGCCUGAGGCAGGCUGACAAGGUUUGGAGGCUGGACCUAGUUAUGGUCAUCUUGUUCAAAGGGAUCCCUCUUGAAAGUACUGACGGGGAGCGGCUAUACAAGUCGCCGCAGUGCUCAAACCCGGGCCUUUGCGUCCAGCCACACCACAUUGGAGUCACAAUUAAAGAACUGGAUCUUUACUUGGCGUAUUUUGUUCACACUCCUGAAUCCGGACAAUCAGACAAUUCAAACCAGCAAGGAGAUGCGGACAUCAAACCACUGCCCAAUGGGCAUUUGACUUUCCAAGACUGUUUUGUGACAUCGGGCGUCUGGAAUGUUACGGAGCUGGUGAGAGUGUCACAGACUCCUGUUGCCACAGCGUCUGGUCCAAAUUUCUCACUGGCUGACCUCGAGAGUCCCAGUUACUACAACAUCAAUCAAGUGGCUCUUGGUAGACGGUCGAUAACAUCUCCACCUUCUAGCAGUUCCACCAAGCGGCCCAAGUCGAUAGAUGACAGCGAGAUGGAGAGCCCUGUAGACGACGUGUUCUACCCUGGGACAGGGCGGUCCCCAGCAGCUGGCAGCAGCCAGUCCAGUGGGUGGCCCAACGAUGUGGAUGCAGGACCGGCUUCUUUAAAGAAGUCAGGGAAGCUGGAUUUCUGCAGUGCCCUGUCCUCCCACACCAUCCCGAGAAUGGCUUUCACCCAUCACCCGCUGCCUGUCCUAGCAGGAGUCAGACCAGGAAGCCCCCGUGCCACAGCCUCGGCCCUGCACUUCCCAUCAACCUCCAUCAUCCAGCAGUCCAGCCCCUACUUCACACACCCGACCAUCCGCUACCACCACCACCACGGCCAGGACUCGCUGAAGGAAUUUGUGCAGUUUGUAUGCUCGGACGGCUCAGGCCAGGGCUCCGGGCAGCCUAACGGUAGCGGCCAGGGCAAAGUCACGGGGUCAUUUUUGCUGCCGCCGCCACCACCUGUGGCCAGACCAGUGCCCCUUCCAAUGCCUGAUACAAAAUCCACCAGCACUAACCCAGAGGGCGGAGCACCGACACCAACGUCACCCUCAUUCUCAGCGCCAGGCUCCUCCUCCUCUGCCAACCGGUUUGUCGGCAUCGGACCCCGGGACGGCAACUUUCUAAACAUCCCCCAGCAAUCUCAGUCUUGGUUCCUCUGACGGGAUCUUCAGGCGAAGAAAAAUAAUAAUGAUGAUGGUGAUGAUGAUAAUAAUAAUAAGUUUUCGCUCACGUCCUGAGAAUCAGAAUCUUCAGUCCUUUACCCAUAUCUUCACUGAGCUGCUCCUCUUCAAGGAAAAGUAAGAGACGUUGGGUAACACUACAGAUGAGAAGCUUAAGAGAAUUACGUUGGACCUCCCCGAUCCAAGGCAGAUUUUUGCAUUUGCGUAGAAGAGGCUUGUCUUCUGCAAGGAAUCCCAUCAACACCUACAGAAGUCACGUAAUCCUGUUUCAAUGAUAUGAUAGUUCUGGACAGGCUAUUCAAGCAAUGGUUAAAAAAAAAGAAAGGGGUUUCUCUUAUUCAUCAUGGGGAAGGAAUAGCAUUCACAUUAACCAGCCUCAAACCCCCAAAAUUUGCAC